This is a messenger RNA of Arvicola amphibius (Eurasian water vole), 11746 nucleotides long. It is a transcript of the gene Tanc2, whose product is annotated as tetratricopeptide repeat, ankyrin repeat and coiled-coil containing 2. Gene Ontology annotation, molecular function: protein binding. The coding region runs from base 107 to 6310 and encodes 2067 amino acids. Gene Ontology annotation, cellular component: dendritic spine. Lineage: Eukaryota; Metazoa; Chordata; Mammalia; Rodentia; Cricetidae. The record is from RefSeq and is a predicted model, not a curated record. Gene Ontology annotation, biological process: regulation of dendritic spine morphogenesis. The transcript has 27 exons.
GUCCGCCGGCGGCGCGGUCCUCACCGGAGACCACGGGCACGCGGGCUUGACCCCGAGGUGCGCCGCGCCCCUGAGAGCGGCAGUUUUAUAUUAAAAGAGAACAACCAUGUUUCGAAAUAGUCUCAAGAUGCUUCUUACUGGUGGGAAAUCAAGUCGGAAAAACAGGUCAAGUGAUGGAGGAAGCGAGGAACAACCGGAUCGAAGACAGUCGAGUGUAGAUUCUCGCCAAAGCCGCUCUGGGCAAGGUGGCAUCUCCACAGAAAGCGACUGUGCUUUUGAGCCAGACUACGCUGUUCCACCACUUGCAGUGAGUGAAGGUAUGCAGCACAUUCGGAUUAUGGAGGGCAUGUCUCGCUCUCUUCCAUCCUCCCCCUUACUCACACAUCAGUCUAUCAGUGUUCGGCUCCAACCUGUGAAGAAGUUAACUGCCCCUCUGAGGAAGGCAAAGUUUGUUGAGAGCCCACGAAUUCCAGAGUCCGAGCUUGGCUCCCCAACUCUCACUUCAGCUCAGAAACUGGACGUGGAUGCAUACUGCCCCGGUGAUGUUGAACAGGAACUUGGUCCACCUCCUUCUGUAGAUGAGGCAGCAAACACACUCAUGACUCGUCUGGGUUUCCUCCUUGGAGAGAAAGUCCCGGAAGUACAGCCAGGUGAUCAGUACAGCAUGGAAGUACAGGAUGAAAAUCAGACCUCAGCAAUCACCCAGCGGAUAAGUCCCUGCUCCACCCUGACUAGCAGCACUGCCUCUCCCCCUGCCAGCAGCCCCUGCUCUACGCUCCCACCAGUCAGUACAAAUGCAGCUGCCAAGGACUGUAGCUAUGGCGCUGUCACCAGUCCAACCUCCACCCUGGAAAGCAGGGACAGUGGCAUCAUUGCUACGUUGACAAAUUAUUCGGAAAACAUGGAGCGUACAAAAUAUGUUGGAGAAAGUGGUAAAGAAUUAGGAUCUGGAGGAAACCUAAAACCAUGGCAGACUCAGAAAUCCAGCAUGGACUCCUGUCUGUGUCGUGUAGAUGAGAACAUGGCUGCCUCCACAUACAGUCUGGAUAAGAUCCAAGAGAGGCAUUCGGAGACCGUUUUAUCCCAAUCAGUACAAUCUAUUCCUUUGUAUCUCAUGCCUCGACCAAAUUCAGUAGCAGCUACCAGCUCUGCCCACUUGGAGGAUCUUGCUUACCUGGAUGAGCAGAGACAUACUCCUUUGAGAACUUCUCUUCGAAUGCCAAGACAGAGUAUGGGUGGAGUUCGUACACAGCAGGAUCUAAGAGUUCGCUUUGCACCUUAUAGACCUCCAGAUAUCUCCCUGAAGCCCCUACUCUUUGAAGUGCCCAGCAUCACCACAGAGUCAGUGUUCGUUGGCCGAGAUUGGGUAUUCCAUGAGAUCGAUGUUCAGCUUCAGAGUUCAAAUGCCAGCGUGAACCAAGGAGUAGUGAUUGUGGGAAACAUUGGGUUCGGAAAAACUGCCAUCAUCUCCAGACUGGUGGCCCUCAGCUGCCAUGGUACACGGAUGAGACAGAUCGCCUCUGAUAGCCCACACGCCUCCCCCAAACAUGUAGACGCCAACAGAGAACUACCGCUCACCCAGCCACCUUCAGCCCAUUCAUCUAUUACCAGUGGAAGCUGCCCAGGAACUCCAGAAAUGCGCAGACGGCAGGAGGAGGCCAUGCGAAGACUUGCCUCACAGGUGGUUGCCUAUCACUAUUGCCAAGCAGAUAAUGCCUACACCUGCCUGGUACCAGAAUUUGUCCACAAUGUUGCUGCUCUGCUCUGCCGCUCACCUCAGCUGACAGCUUACCGGGAGCAGCUUCUUCGGGAACCUCACCUGCAAAGCAUGCUAAGCCUCCGGUCCUGUGUUCAAGACCCCAUGGCCUCCUUCCGGAGGGGAGUUCUAGAACCCCUGGAGAACCUCCACAAAGAGAGAAAAAUCCCAGAUGAAGAUUUCAUCAUUUUAAUUGAUGGAUUAAAUGAAGCAGAAUUUCACAAACCGGAUUAUGGGGAUACAAUUGUAUCAUUUCUGAGUAAAAUGAUUGGAAAUUUUCCUUCUUGGCUCAAACUAAUUGUAACAGUUAGGACCAGUUUACAGGAAAUUACCAAGUUGCUGCCUUUCCAUAGGAUUUUUUUGGAUCGACUAGAAGAGAAUGAAGCCAUAGACCAAGACCUUCAGGCUUACAUCCUGCACCGGAUUCACAGCAGCUCAGAGAUUCAGAAUAACAUCUCACUUAAUGGCAAGAUGGACAAUACUACAUUUGGCAAACUCAGUUCUCACCUCAAGACCCUCAGUCAAGGGUCUUAUCUAUACCUGAAGCUAACAUUUGACCUCAUAGAAAAAGGCUACCUAGUGCUAAAGAGCUCUAGCUACAAAGUGGUUCCCGUUUCACUCUCUGAGGUUUAUUUACUCCAGUGCAAUAUGAAGUUCCCAACUCAGUCUUCCUUUGACCGGGUGAUGCCUCUCCUGAAUGUGGCAGUGGCCUCUCUCCACCCACUUACUGAUGAACAUAUCUUCCAGGCCAUCAAUGCUGGGAGCAUUGAAGGCACACUAGAAUGGGAAGACUUUCAGCAAAGAAUGGAGAACCUCUCCAUGUUCCUAAUCAAGCGCAGAGACAUGACUCGAAUGUUUGUGCACCCCUCUUUUCGAGAAUGGCUUAUUUGGAGAGAAGAAGGAGAGAAAACCAAAUUUCUCUGUGAUCCCAGGAGUGGCCACACUUUACUUGCCUUCUGGUUUUCCCGCCAAGAGGGAAAACUAAACCGACAGCAGACUAUUGAACUGGGACAUCACAUUCUCAAAGCUCACAUCUUUAAGGGUUUGAGUAAAAAAGUUGGUGUAUCGUCCUCCAUCCUCCAAGGUCUCUGGAUCUCCUACAGCACAGAAGGUCUUUCUAUGGCGUUGGCAUCUUUACGAAAUCUCUACACUCCAAAUAUAAAGGUCAGCAGACUGCUGAUUUUGGGAGGUGCCAAUAUUAAUUACCGGACAGAGGUUUUAAAUAAUGCUCCAAUACUGUGUGUCCAGUCUCACCUUGGUUACACAGAAAUGGUGGCCCUGCUUUUGGAAUUUGGGGCCAAUGUGGAUGCCUCUUCUGAGAGUGGCCUGACUCCUCUGGGUUAUGCUGCAGCAGCAGGGUUCCUGGGCAUCGUGGUCUUGCUGUGCAAGAAACGGGCCAAGGUAGAUCACUUGGAUAAGAAUGGGCAGUGUGCUUUGGUUCAUGCUGCUCUACGGGGUCAUCUAGAGGUUGUCAAGUUUCUCAUUCAGUGUGACUGGACAAUGGCGGGCCAGCAGCAAGGAGUGUUUAAGAAGAGCCAUGCCAUCCAGCAGGCCCUCAUUGCUGCAGCCAGCAUGGGUUACACUGAGAUUGUCUCCUACCUACUUGAUCUUCCAGAAAAAGAUGAAGAGGAAGUGGAGCGAGCUCAGAUCAACAGUUUUGACAGUCUCUGGGGAGAGACAGCCCUGACAGCCGCAGCAGGAAGGGGCAAACUGGACGUGUGCCGUCUGCUUCUGGAACAAGGGGCAGCAGUGGCCCAGCCAAACCGCAGAGGAGCGGUGCCCCUUUUCAGCACUGUUCGCCAGGGCCACUGGCAGAUUGUUGACCUGUUACUUACCCACGGAGCUGAUGUCAACAUGGCAGACAAGCAGGGUCGUACUCCCCUGAUGAUGGCUGCUUCUGAAGGCCAUCUAGGAACCGUGGACUUUCUACUUGCACAAGGUGCCUCUAUUGCCCUAAUGGACAAAGAAGGAUUGACAGCCCUCAGCUGGGCUUGUUUGAAGGGCCAUCUCUCAGUAGUACGUUCUCUGGUUGAUAAUGGAGCUGCUACAGACCAUGCUGACAAGAAUGGCCGCACCCCACUGGACCUGGCAGCUUUCUAUGGCGAUGCUGAGGUGGUCCAGUUCCUGGUGGAUCAUGGGGCCAUGAUUGAGCAUGUUGACUACAGUGGGAUGCGUCCUUUGGAUAGGGCAGUGGGUUGCAGGAACACUUCUGUCGUAGUCACUCUGCUGAAGAAAGGAGCCAAAAUAGGUCCAGCCACAUGGGCGAUGGCCACCUCCAAACCAGACAUCAUGAUCAUCCUGUUGAGCAAGCUGAUGGAAGAGGGGGACAUGUUUUAUAAGAAAGGUAAAGUAAAGGAAGCUGCCCAGCGCUACCAGUAUGCUCUGAAGAAAUUCCCUAGAGAAGGGUUUGGUGAGGACUUGAAAACCUUCCGGGAGCUGAAAGUAUCUCUGCUCCUCAACCUCUCUCGAUGCCGCAGGAAAAUGAACGACUUUGGAAUGGCGGAGGAAUUUGCUACUAAGGCCCUGGAGCUGAAACCGAAAUCUUAUGAAGCAUACUAUGCGAGAGCAAGGGCCAAGCGCAGCAGCAGACAGUUUGCAGCAGCCUUAGAAGACCUGAAAGAGGCCAUCAAGCUAUGUCCAAACAACCGUGAGAUCCAGAGGCUUCUGAUGCGCGUGGAGGAGGAAUGUAGACAGAUGCAGCAGCAGCAGCAACAGCCGCCACCGCCACCCCAGCAACCUCAGCAGGAGUUACCAGAGGAAGAGACAGAGCCUGAGCCCCCGCAUGAAGAUAUAUACUCUGUACAAGACAUAUUUGAGGAGGAGUACUUGGAACAGGAUGUUGAAAAUGUUUCUAUUGGCCUCCAGACAGAGGCUCGACCCAGUCAGGGGCUCCCAGUAAUUCAGAGCCCUCCUUCCUCUCCAGCUCAUCGGGACUCGGCCUAUAUCUCUAGCUCACCUCUUGGCUCUCAUCAGGUUUUUGACUUCCGAUCCAAUAGUGCUGUAGGUUCUCCCACUAGACAAGGUUAUCAGUCCACCUCGCCUGCUCUUUCUCCAACUCACCAGAACUCUCAUUACAGGCCUAGCCCACCACAUACGUCCCCAGCUCAUCAGGGUGCAUCUUACAGGUUCAGCCCACCUCCUGUGGGAGGGCAAAGCAAGGAAUACCCAAGCCCUCCUCCUUCCCCUCUCCGUAGAGGCCCUCAGUACCGGGCCAGCCCUCCAGCUGAGAGCAUGAGUGUCUAUAGAUCCCAGUCUGGCUCCCCUGUACGCUAUCAGCAAGAAACAAAUGUGAGUCAGCUACCUGGCAGACCAAAAUCUCCACUAUCCAAGAUUGCCCAGCGGCCCUACCAGAUGCCUCAGCUUCCAGUAGCAGUUCCCCAGCAAGGGCUCAGGCUACAGCCUGCCAAGGCCCAGAUUGUAAGAAGUAACCAGCCUAGCUCAGCAGUCCACUCAAGCACUGUCAUCCCGACAGGAGCCUAUGGCCAAGUAGCCCAUUCGAUGGCUAGUAAAUACCAGUCUCCACAAGGAGAUAUAGGAGUGAGUCAGAGCCGAUUGGUUUAUCAGGGAUCCAUAGGGGGCAUUGUAGGAGAUGGGAGACCCGUACAGCAUGUCCAAGCCAGCCUGAGCGCCGGUGCCAUCUGUCAGCAUGGAGGAUUGACCAAAGAAGAUCUGCCACAGAGACCCUCCUCUGCCUAUCGAGGAGGCAUGAGAUACAGCCAGACACCACAGAUUGGGCGUAGCCAGUCAGCAUCCUAUUAUCCAGUCUGUCACUCAAAACUAGAUCUGGAACGUUCCUCCAGCCAACUGGGUUCCCCUGAUGUGUCACAUUUAAUCAGAAGACCUAUCAGUAUCAACCCUAAUGAAAUCAAGCCCCACCCACCAACUCCCAGGCCACUGCUGCACUCACAGAGCGUGGGCCUUCGCUUCUCUCCAUCUAGCAAUAGCAUUGCGUCCACCUCCAACCUGACUCCCACCUUCCGGCCUUCUUCUUCAAUUCAGCAAAUGGAGAUCCCACUGAAGCCAACAUAUGAUAGGUCAUGUGAUGAACUGUCACCAGUGUCUCCCACUCAGGGAGGCUACCCUAGUGAGCCCACCCGAUCCAGGACCACACCAUUCAUGGGGAUCAUAGAUAAAACCGCCCGGACUCAACAGUACCCCCACCUUCACCAGCAGAAUCGGACCUGGGCAGUGUCAUCCGUGGACACCGUCCUCAGUCCCACAUCUCCAGGCGGCCUGCCUCAGCCCGAGUCCUUCAGUCCACCAUCAUCCGUCAGCAGCAUUGCCUUUUAUAACAAAACCAACAAUGCACAGAACGGCCAUUUGCUGGAGGACGAUUAUUACAGCCCCCAUGGGAUGCUGGCUAAUGGUUCACGUGGAGACCUCUUAGAAAGAGUCAGCCAGGCCGCCUCCUAUCCUGACGUGAAGGUUGCACGGACCCUACCCGUGGCUCAGGCAUACCAGGACAACCUGUACAGGCAAUUGUCUCGGGACUCUCGACAAGGGCAGACAUCGCCUAUCAAACCAAAGAGACCAUUUGUGGAGUCUAAUGUUUAAGAGACACUUGUUGGAGUGAGACCCAUAUGUUUCCACUGCACAUUUUCAGGCUUGGUUUUCACAUCUGAGGUAGUUCUCUGGCUUAAUUUCUCACGUAGUUUCUGUGUGGUGUUCAGAGGUGACAGCCCACAUGUUGAAAUCCUUUGCAUGCAGCUGACUAGGAAGCUGGCCUCUGGUGAGCCAGGACUUUCUCGGGUCUGUGCCCCAGCCACAUGCUCUCUCCCUCUCUUCCGAUGCCAACAAGGAGAUUUUGUGCCGUGAGCUUUAACCAGGGAGAUCAGACACACUGGUCAGCUUUUCCCAGGAGACAAUCGCUUUCACUGAUGUUCUUGUUGUGUGAAUGUCUCUUUCCUUUUUAAAGAGUAAGAUGUUCUUGUUUGGUUUUUUCUAGAAACUCUAGGAAGUGUGUGAUGCCUCUUUGUCCUUGCAUUCUUACUCAGUGUUCCACAUGGCCAGCCCCAAUGCAUUCCUGUGCCAUGGUCUCCUCCCCAGACUCCAGCUCCCUGCAGGCAUCAGGUCUAGAAUCUUCAUUUACUGUAUCACUGGUCUUCCCCUGGGAUAAAGGGAUCUAGGGGAGAGUGAGAAGGAAAGAAAGCUGCUAAAUCAGAAGAAAAGCCCACUAUAAUUAUUUGAAAUGCUACCAUGUUGAUUUUCCAAGAGGCAUUUUGAGAACAUUUAGUAAACAUUCACCCUUUAAAUAAAUUGAUCAGCCAAGGAAAUUCCAGGACGACUGUGGGUAUUUUUAAAGCACUCAUCAAGAGUGAGCUUUAACCAACAAUUAACCACUAAAGGCUACUGAUUUUCCAAGGUUAGAAGAGGAAAUAGAUACAGAGAAAAGAGAAGAAGGGGGAUAAAGAUUGUUCUUCCUCCUCACUGGGAGAAAUCUGUCUUGGAGAUGUCUGCUUCUUAGAUCCUGAAACCGCACUGAGCAGACUGCUGAGGUCUGGCUGGUACAGUAACCCUCUUAGCUGCAUCUUCUCCUGGAGCCAGGGCAACCUCGCUGCCUCACACCCAGAUGGUGUGAAGAAGAAAUAGGUUCUCACAGAACCCACUUAGAUUCUCUUGGGACUGUCGGACCAUCUACCCAGAUUUCUACCCAGGCCCCUGCAUUUCGUGCCAGCUGUUAACGGAUGCCAUUUUAAGACCUCUGGUUUCAUUAUUCACUGUUAAAAGAGUUGUGUCUUUUGUCUAGGAGUGUUUAGGGGUAAUCUUUGAAAAUCAGAAAUAGCCAAAAGUGUUGCAGACUCCUUUGACCCCUGGGUAGGGGCAUGAGAUUGACCCCAGGCCUUUUCUUCCGUCAAUGUCUGCACAUCUAGGUCUUGUGGGUGUCUGCCAACCUGACUUUGGAAGAGCUGAGACAACUGUGAGAUAGGCAGCAGGAACACAGGAACUAAAGCUGCAGCACAGUCCUGUCUCUAGCUCAUGUCAGUUCUUAAAACCAAGCAACUCAGACCAGGAAAUUAACCAGAGGUGUUGGUCCCAUGUUCUUAGGGAACAUUUUACUUUUGUUAGUAAAGGGCUACAGGAAGGACAGUGUCUUGAACAAAAUCCAGCUGUGACCUGUUUGGAUACAGGUUCUCUAAAGGACCUGUAAGACACGCAGAGCGUGACACUGAGUUCAAAUGCCUUUUUCACUGAUUUAGAUUAUGCCAGUAGAUGAAUCCCAAGCUGAAAACGGAUCAGGACUCAUCUCUCUAAGCAGAACAGUUUUCAGUAUGAUGUGGAAGAACUGCCCCUUUCUCCUAGACUAGGAUAGGAUCGGUGAUCUCUUCCUACCUGUCCAUCCACCUGUCUGUAUCCCCCUCUCUCCUGUCUGGAAGAGGAAGUUUGUAGCUGUGAGGUUAACCUGUAGCUGGGAACAGCAACUUCUUGGCUCCUGGUGUGAACUGGACACAGCCCUGUUGGUCUCUGUAUCGUGUGCUAUCUGAAGCACCUCUAAGGGAGCUCCUACAGCCCAUUAGAAAAGUGCUCCUGCCUGUUUGGAAAGCCACACUCCCCUAGCCUUACCUGCUAGGUGGGUUAAAAUGCCAUGCAGGCCUCAGAUACGCUACAGCUGCCACUUUUUCCCAGGGUUCCUCAUUUUCCCAGGAAAAGCAAGAGAGUUAAUGUCUCUAUCCCCACCUGAGAGGUCAGUGUCACACCACAGUUCUUUCUUGGCCGUCAUAAAAGAGUGGCUGUCACUGCUGUGUGCCAGUGGGUUUUGACUAGAAAACACCAACAGGAACUUAUUGAGGCAGAAAAUAAAACGGUCUUCUGUAGAUGCAGACACCUGUGCCCUGCUUUGCUACUUCACUGCCAUGGGUUGAUCUUGUACUGUAUUCCGAAUGUGCCCCUCCCUUCCCAGCAACGAGCAUUUGCCAGGCACGGCUAGCUUCAGGAUGGAAGAAAUUUUUUGGAUGAAACUGGCAAAUUCUGCUCACUCAAUUCACAUCUCCCUUAAGUAGAGACAGGUGACAAACUUCAGCUUGUAGGUUUUUCACCAAAACGUCCCUUUGCCCAAAAGUCUUGCACUAAUAGGUUCCCAUCACAUCAUGUCUAUAAAUGGGUGCACUUUACUGUUUGAAUUUGUAACUCUGGUAAAUACUGGAUAUUUAAGUGUGAGAGUAAUGUCUUCAUUAGAAAUUAGCAGAGUCACUCUUGUCUCUAGUGUGUUUUCAAGAAAAAAAAACAAGAAAAGAAAUGAAGCAGUGGAUCACAGCAAUUCAUAGCACAAGAACUAACUGUUGUAUAUAAGCCUCAACGAGACUGAGAACCUUAAACACAGAGAAUAUUUGCAGUGAUUUUAAAGUGCUUUCCAGCAAUUUUCUUAGGGACUCCUGAGACAUGGUUCAUUUAUUUACUGGAUCAGUAAGGCACACAAGUAACAGUUAAAAUUAAUGUUUAUUUACAAAGUAAAGGGAAAACCUGUGUAACACGAAAGUUUGGCAUGGACAAAUGGAGAUCAUUUUGUAUCUGCUGUGUCUGUCCAGAUCGCAGACGUGCACUAUUAAAAGCCCAAGUUAAUAGAGCACAGCCCCUCGUUCCUCUCCCAGGCACCCCUUUCUAGGUGUUUAACUGAAACUUGGUGGCUCAGGAAGAUUCCACUAAUUAGAAUCAUGUACAGUACCCCAGGUUGUUGUCCAGAUAGCCAAGUUUGCUGGUUUAGUUAAGCCUGGAUUAUUAAACAUUUUUCCUAAAUUAUUAUAAACAGAACAGCUUAGAAAAAGGUGUUCUCGGCCCUUAUAUUGUAUAGUAGUUUAUGAUUCCCUCUAAAUAUUGGUAUUUUUAUAUUCCAGAGAUAUACCCAAUAGAAAAAUUUAAAACCAGUAUCUAAUUUAAUAUCCAUAAGUAUUUUUCCUUAGAGUUUAGUCAUAUGCAGUGGGAUAUGUGGAUGUCACGUGUGCUUCACCAUACUCUACCGCUAGGUGUCACUGUGGCUCUGCAUUAUACUUACCUGGUUACAAAGAAUGGCUUCGUGGAGCUGCUGCCAGUGCCAAGGCAAGCCCACAGCCUGGAGGUUCAGGAAGAUGGGAACAAAGGCCUGGAGGGUCUUCAUGCAUCAUGCCACCUGUAGCAAGACAGACUGAACACCACCGUUUGGGAGGUUAGGUCAAGCUUCCUUUCUCUGGUGGAUGGGCAUGUAGGGGAGCCUUUUCUCCCCUGAGCAUCCUUUCUUUCAGUUCCACUCAGCCUCCAGCUUUUCUAACUCCACAAAUAUCAUGGUUGGGUGGUUUGAUUAAAGAUAGUUAUUUUUCUACUGCAGAAAUGCCUUGGACAAAAACAGUUGCUCACUGAAUCUUUGCCACUCAAUGGAACAGGCUCCCCAGGUGGCAGGAUAUGCUGCCUCUGUGCCCAUCCCUGUUGAGCCUCCCAGGGCUCAGCCCUACUCACCCUGCCUGUCUAUCCUUUGGCUGCCCAGUUCUCAAGAAGCGGUCUGCUGCCGCCUUUACUCUGGGGGCCAUACUGCCCUGCCGCCACGUGCUUGUUGAGAGGUGUGACUUCUCCUUUUCCUCUGGGAAUUCCAGACUGACCCAUCUACCAUGACUAACAAUGAACAAAGGGCUUAGGGGUAAGAGCUACCUACAAAGACGUGUCAUGGAAACCUUCACCAUGCAAUGCCUUGAACUCAGCUCUGGCUGCUCCCGAGAAAAGGUGGCUGGCUAGGGGCCUGGACACAAGCACAACGGGGCUGGUGGAGCCACUGUGCAGAGCUACUUGAAUAUUCACUGGGUCUUCAUCAACUCCUUUUGUAAUACAGACCACUCAAGGGCUGAAGUGUUGGUGACCUUCAUUUCGGUGUCCAAUGCCUCACAGCAGCUGAGCCACCCUGAGAUGCUUGUGGCCACAUGAUGGCCACAGUCAGAGCUUUGAAAAUCGGUACCAAAUGAACAUAUAAUUGGACACCAAAAAUCAAGUGUUACUCUCAUGUUUCCUCACCCUGCCAUCUCGUUUCUCCUCCUGACUGUGAUCCCUACACUAAGCUGACCAGUCAGGCUGCAGCUGGCUGCACGCAGAUGCCAGCCAGCACCAUCUCUGGGUUUCAGAUAGACCUACUCCGCGGGAAGGACUUGGCCUAGCUGCUCUGUUCUGUAGCACUUGAUGGCUGGGUUUUCCCUUUGUUAAUCACUAACCAGGAAAUCUGGCUAGGACUCAAAUCACUCCCUUCAAUCCCCAGGACCAGAGAGAGAGUUAAUUCUGGAAAAUUCAGUACUUGAAUGUACCUGCCUUACUGUGUACCCAUUCACUGGGAGGGUGGGGGGCUAGUGAUGCCGGCUCUAGAUAGCCACUCAUUCGCAGGUUAUUUUGGAAAUUCUGUAAGUUAUACUGUCCUGAUUUCUUUUGUUUUUUUUUAAUUUUUUUAACAUUUGGCUGAUUCCUGCUGAGUUGGGCCAGUUCCUGUGGGGCUCAGGGCAGGUGCCGUUCUCAGGCAUGGCCUCCCUUCCAUCUAGCACAGCGUCUGUGUCUCUCUGUUCUGUCUCCUCCAAAUCCAAGAUGAUUUUAAUUAGUACAGACAUGUACAGUCUACAAUUAAAGAGUGAUUUGUACUAAUAUGAUUUUGAUUAUUCCUCUUUGCUGUCCUUUCAAGACACUUGCUGGAAAAAGCUUUAAUGCACUUAGUUUUCCUCUAGGUUUUCUAUAACUCAGAUGUAAAGGACUUCCUCUGUACAGUAUAUUAUCCAAUGCAUGUUUGUUCUCUAGCCUAAUAUAUCGAACACCACACAGUCGUGAACUCGUGCAGUGGGGACACCCCACACCCAGCGGAGGCCUCCAGCCCCGUGUAUAAGGAAGACAUUUCCUUUGCUGUACUUGCUUGAACAGUUUUAUUGUCUGUACAUGUGAGCCGUGUGAGACAGAUGUGAAAAGUUUAAAUGAAUGCAUUUUCCUGCCCCAUGUAUACAGAGCGUCAACUGUACAACGAGCUGUAUGUAUGAAAGCAAAUGUACUUAUUUAUAAAUG